AUGCAAGCAAAAGCAACCCCGAGUGGAAGUACUGUGCUGACUCUUGGAGACUCAUCUGCUGGUAAUUUAGGCACCAUUUAUGAAGUGUCUGCCUCGUCAAGCGCCACAAACGAAGGAAUGCUUAGAGACGCGCAGGAGGCAAAUUACUUUUGCAAUGGUGGUGAUUUGGAGCUUACAUUUGGAGGAAUCGACACAGGAGUUCUAACCGGCGAUAACUCUUGGCAAGCGUGGGGAGCUUGCAGCGACAACUGUGGUGGCGGAAGGUCUUAUAGAUAUCGACAACCUUUGAGUUUUGAAGACAGUGAAAUCGUCCAAGUCUACAGAACAUGUAAUACUUCACUUUGCCCUGCAGGAUGGGGUGAUUGGUCUGAAUGGACUCAAUGCGACUCUUCAUGUGGCGAAGGAAGAAACCACAGAACUCGUGAAUGCACCGGCAAUCCAGACGCCUGCAUCGGCGAAAAGAACGAGUUCAGAGAUUGCUCUGGCGUCGAAUGCCCAACUUGUUCAUAUUCCCACUGGAAGUUUCCAGAAGAACAGAGUAUUACCAACUAUCUCAUAAUGACUGAUAUUCUUCCUGACAUGCAAAGCACGUCAAUUUGCUUCGCCGUGAACUCUGGAAGUGAAGAUUUGAUUGGAACUGUUUUCUCCUACUCUAAGCCGUACACGCCACGUGGAAACGAGCUUCUUUUUAUUGGAAAAGACAUGAAUGUUGACAGCAUUCGACUCUACAGAAAUGACUUUAGCCUUGAGAUCGACAAUGGAUUCCUCAAUCCGGAGGGUAAAACUCAAUUUUGCGUUGUUGUCCAAGGCCAGCCAGACAUGACGACUUCUAUCAGCAUCUACGUUGAUGGAUUCUACAGAAACGGAGAUAUUGAUACAACCUACACCGGUGGACGAGCCGUUCCUGGCGAAGGUGAGAUGAUCAUCGGUCAAGACCAAGACUGCAUCUUUGGCUGCUUCAACAGCACUCAAGCUUUCGUUGGAAGUCUGUACGACUUGCAGAUCUUUGAUUAUGCAAUGUCUCCUGAUGACGUCAUGAAUUUGCAUUUUGGCGGCAGUUGCGGUGAUCGUGCUCCACUCACGGAUAUCUCGGAAUCAAAGGUCAUGGUCAACGGCGACUUAGUCCACCAAGGCGAGUGGUCCGAGUGGGGUGAAUUCGGCGAAUGUAACUGUGCAACUGGCUCCCAGAAGAGAACUCGAUGGUGCAAGGGUGGUAAGGCCAAUGAUGCAAGCUGCGUCGGUCCUCACGAAGAAAAACAAAGCUGCGAAACAGCAGCUUGUCCAGUAAGCGAGGAAUGGUCAUCUUGUUCUGUUGAAUGUGGAGCGGUUGGAUCUCGAUCCCGACUUGUGGACGGCAACGUUGAGGUUGAAGAGUGUGGAGCUCAUGCGUGCAGGGAAAUUUCUGAAUGGGGCGCAUGGUCGAGUUGCUCAGUGACUUGCGGAGAUGGAUUCGAGUACAGAUCGAGACGAUGCUACAAUGGUCCUUGCGCUGAUGUUGAGCUUCAAGAAUCAAGAUUCUGUGACAACGGCGGUGUUUUGGGACGAUGUGGAAAUCACUGGGAUCUUCCAUGGGACUGUGGAACUGUUGCUGGCGCUCCUGGCCGUCUCAAUACACAGCAAAGUCGAGUUGUCAAUGGCUACCAAGCAAAGCCAAAAGAGAUUCCAUGGGGAUGUAUGCUUGAAGCCCGUGGAGAGCCUUCCUGUGGUACCUCUAUCGUCGCGCCAAAAUGGACCAUCUGCGCUGCUCAUUGUAUUCAACCAUACGACAAACCUGAGCAGUUCAGAAUUAUCUGUGGCGUUACAGAUAGAACCAAUUACGGACUGUACUCCCAGGUGAAUAAGGUCAAGGCAUUCUACAUGCACCCUCAGUACGAUCCACUUACCGUCAAUUUUGAUCUUUCUCUUUUCCUCGUUGAGAAACCAUGGCAAUUCAACGACUACGUUCGCCCAAUCUGUCUACCAGGCAAGCACAUGUUUCCACCGACCGGAACUCUUUGCAAAAUCUCUGGUUUUGGUUCAACAAAAGAUUCCGUUCCCGGCACCUUUGUCUUCAACAUUCAAAUGUCAAAUGUCAUGAAUGUCGCCGUUGUACCGAUUCUAGAGCAAUCUGGUUGCGCAACACGCAUGGCCACGCAAAUCUCCCGAAACAUGUUCUGCGCUGGUUAUUUUGAGGGCGGAACAGAUGCCUGUCAGGGUGACUCUGGUGGACCAAUUGCUUGUCUAGUUGGAAGUGAUCAGCGAUGGCAGCUUACUGGAGUCGUCUCCUGGGGCAUUGGAUGUGCGCAAAAAGAUCUCCCUGGCGUCUACACAAAACUUGCAAUGACAAUCGACUGGGUUUACGAACACAUCGGUCAAAAUGCCGGACUCGACCCUGCCUGCCGCGCAGAACCGAAACGAAUUGAAGGCCCACGAGGUUACGUGCGAUCACCACUCUACGAUGGCUCCUCUCCCUACGGAUACAACCAGCACUGUCAUUGGAUCGUCAAUUUGACCCCACAAAAGGGUCUCAUGGUGAUCAAAUUCCAAGAAUUUAACUUGGAAUAUUCGAAAAAUUGCCGAUCUGACAGUUUGACUAUUUACGAUGGAAAGAAUCUCGACAUCAACCGGGGUAGCUGGUGCGGCGUUUCCGGACCUGCUCAGUAUGUCGUCGACAGUCCAAAUACGUCUGUCAAGCUUGUCUUGAAGACUAAUGCUGAUAACAACGGCCAAAAUCCAACUGGAUUUGAAAUGUUGUACUCCCGACCAAAAGGAAAAGCCAGCAAAGUUUCGAAGAAAGGAGGCUGCGGAUUCCCAAUGGAAGAUACUGUUUCUUAUGGAGUCGUUCGAUCAGUUCAGUCUGUCGGCUGGCCACUCAACCCGCCAAACAACUAUGACCCGACAUGUCUCUACACAAUUCGAUUCAACAAAGAAAAUGGUAACAAAGACCUCGACCUGCCAGCAGUCUGGUUCGAAGACCCAAUCGAUCCGUGGUGCCGAAAAGCUAUCAAAUUUGCAAAAUCAACAAAAUUCACCUCUAAAACUCAAAUCAAAAAUAGAGAGGCUGAAGAUCUUUUCGAUGGCAAACCAUAUGUAAGCACCAAGAAUGUGUUCUCAAUGGCUAUCGACAGAAAGCAAGGCGGAGAUCGAUGUAGAUUCAAGCUUCAUUACACUGGUUGUAAGAAGAGUGAUAAGAAGGGACAAGACUGUCUGAAGAUCCUCGAGAAAUUCGUCGAGGCAAAACGUCAGACUCAGAAGGUAGAAACGCGAACCUCUGGCUCUGCUCGUUCGUGCGCUCUCCGGGACUACUCAUCAAAUCCUAACCAGCUCGGACUUAGUGUUUCAACUGAUCCAAUCAAAUCUUACUCGUCCCUCGUCGCCUUGGAUCUUCUUUUGCCACCAGAGCAAAAUAAAUCAAACAGCAAAAGAAGAGGUCGUCGUUCUCCAAGAAAGCAAGGCAAACGACCAGGAAUGUCGAAGAAACCAGCGCAACCAUUCAAGCCUGGGCGAAACGACAAGAACAAAAGUAAACCAAAGAAGAUUGUCAGAAACAUCUGCUCUGGAAGCUUGGUCGGUAAUAACCAGUGCUUUGUUACAUCGGAACAGUGUGGCAAGAUGAUCAACCGAAUGUCCAUGGGAAGAAAUACUCCCACACCAGCAAGAGUCGCCGGCAUUUCUUAUCAAACAAGCACGUGCAAACUUUCGCCAAAAAUUCCGAAUGGCGCUGCCAUUGCUGUCUGCAAGUUUGAUAACGCGGUGAAUUUCAAUUCUGCUGUUGUGCCCUGUUUCAGCAGCGAGGAACCAAGCCCAAAAGAGCUUCUCGUUGCUUCUUCUCAGUCAAAUAUCAACUCUGCGAAAGGAAAGGGCGAGGCGAUUUUCCGAACUUGGUUGCCAGCUAAUCCUUCCUCUAAAGACUCUUCGUUCUCUACAUCCGGAGUUUCUUUCACUGCUGGCUUUGAUGGUGGUAAAAGUGUCCAACUUGCAGAAUCUGGAUUUCCGAUUUAUCGAGAAGUCGACGACGCAAGAGAGCUUCUUGGAAUUCAAAUUUCUGCUGGUAAAAAUGACCAUGAUGUUGAAUUCGCAUCCAUUACCCGUCAUGCCGAAUGGAUUCAAUCUGCUUGUGAUGAAUUCGUUGAUGAAGACACUGCUGCUGAAUUUGAUAGAGCUGAAUUUGAAGAUCCUUGUGGAGAAGAAAUGGUGAUCGAACUUGACGAGAACUGUUCGCCUCAGCCUAUCAGCAGUCCAGGCUAUCCAAAUCCACACAGAAAUGGACUCAACUGUAAAUGGACGAUUGUCGGCCCUGAGGACUCAAAGGUCGUUCUUGAACUCUUCGAUGCAGACAUCGAAGGAAGCAAGCAUUUGAAAAAGUGUACAAAUGAUGUUCUGGCGUGGAACCCUACUCCCGAGCGAUCGCCAAUUCAUCUUUGCUCCUCCCAGCCGAUUCAGACGCGCUACGUGGCGACGGGCAACAGAGCGGAACUUCAGUUCAACACCGACGAGUGGCUUGGAGGUCGUGGUUUCGAUGGUCAAGUCUCCUGUGUGAGGCGAUAG
Oikopleura dioica is the source of this 4527-nucleotide messenger RNA. The record is from the annotation of a GenBank genome assembly. Lineage: Eukaryota; Metazoa; Chordata; Appendicularia; Copelata; Oikopleuridae.